AUGCCUGCUCCUAACCCAGUGAAAACUUUAGAUGGUCGUCUCAAGAUGAGAGAUGGUAAUUCCAUCCCUCAAUUUGGACUUGGUGUCUACGAAAUGAAUGACCAGGAAGCAUAUGAUAGCACUCGAGCAGCUUUAGAUGCGGGUUAUAAACAUGUCGAUACUGCUGAGUGGUAUGAAAACGAAGCUCCAUGUGGAAAAGCCAUCAAUGAAUGGUGUAAGGAAACCGGUACACCCCGAUCUGAGAUCUUCUUGACAUCCAAACUAAUGCAUAACAAGACAUAUGAUCAAGCUUCAGCAGACAUUAGGAAAUCACUCAAAACAGCUCAAACAGAUACAUUCGAUUUAUAUCUUAUGCAUUCACCUAUUGGUGGACCUGAAAUUCGUAAGAACAUCUGGAAAGCUCUGGUCGAUGCUAAGAAAGAGGGUUUACUCAAAUCUAUCGGUGUAUCAAAUUUCGGUGAGAAACAUAUUCAAGAAAUGAUCGAUCAAGGUGUUGAAUUACCUGUCGUAAAUCAAAUUGAUUUACAUCCAUUCAUGAGACAUCCUGAGAUUGUUGAUAUCUGUGAACAAAAUGACAUCAUUUUGGAAGCUUGGGGACCUUUAGCAAGAGCCAUGAGGUUCAACCAUCCUUCAAUUCAGAAGAUCUCAAAGGCAAAAGGUAGAGAUGUCGGUCAAAUCUUCUUAAGAUGGGGUCUUCAACAUGGAUUCAUCAUCAUUCCUAAGUCCGUUUCGCCCAAACGAAUCGCAUCCAAUUCUCAGAUCUUCGAUUUCGAGCUUGAUGCAGAUGAGAUGAAAGAGCUUGACGGUCUCGACGAGUAUCUGGUCACUGAUUGGGAUGUAGUGGAUGUAGAGUAA
Molecule: messenger RNA, 855 nt
Organism: Kwoniella shivajii
Lineage: Eukaryota; Fungi; Basidiomycota; Tremellomycetes; Tremellales; Cryptococcaceae
Exons: 9
Coding region: 1-855 (284 amino acids)
Molecular function (GO): oxidoreductase activity
Source: RefSeq, a predicted model, not a curated record